Messenger RNA from Oncorhynchus kisutch (coho salmon), 2704 nucleotides. Its product is annotated as ubiquitin-like domain-containing CTD phosphatase 1. Bases 489 to 1418 code for a protein of 309 amino acids. The transcript has 10 exons. The record is from RefSeq and is a predicted model, not a curated record. Gene Ontology annotation, cellular component: nucleus. Gene Ontology annotation, molecular function: protein serine/threonine phosphatase activity; protein binding. Gene Ontology annotation, biological process: regulation of proteasome assembly; protein dephosphorylation. Lineage: Eukaryota; Metazoa; Chordata; Actinopteri; Salmoniformes; Salmonidae.
GACUCUUGUAUAAAUAACAGUCCAUGCCUGGCAGGCCAUCGAUUUAGCUUGCUAGCUAGCUCGAUCUGGAUGAAUGAGAGACACGCAAGUGAUUUUUUUUCUUAGUAAUGCCAGACAUGAUGUACAUUUUUUUUCAAUCAUCAUUUGAUCAGAUUGCAUCUGAGUGAUUUGAUAAAUUGCGGAUAAUAACUAGCUUGCUAACGUUUGCUAGCUAGCUAAUUUACUGAAUGGCGUGAGCUGAAUCUAUCUACGAAGAUAGCUACCUAGGUUAGGGUUGGCCUAGUAUUAACUAACAAACUAUAUGGUAGCCAUAUUCAACUUAAUUUAUAACUUGUUUUCAUUGCAAAGUACUGGAAGCAAUGAAUCUCCAAUAAGAUUGCUUUGCUGUUAUGUUUUCUGGAUGUGUAGCUAGCUGGGAGUUAUUAUUCUGAUCUCGUACAAGUGUUGCAGGAGGUUCGCGCCAGCAUGUCUGUGUCUGUGAUCAUUAAAUGGGGUGGACAGGAGUACUCCAUCAGGACACUUUCCGAAGAGGACACUGUGCUGGACCUCAAGCAGUCCAUCAAGUCCCUGACAGGGGUUCUCCCAGAGAGGCAGAAACUCCUAGGAUUAAAGGUCAAAGGCAAACCAGCAGAGGACCAAGUGAAGCUCGGUUCGCUGAAGCUGAAACCCAAUACCAAGAUCAUGAUGAUGGGCAGCAGGGAGGAGAGUCUGACGUUUUAGCACCUCCCCCAGAGAAUGAUGACGUUGUCAAUGACUUUGACAUUGAAGAAGAGGUGAUUGAAGUACAGAACAGAGAGGAGAACUUGGCCAAGAUAGCCCGCCGUGUGAAAGACUACAAAGUGGAGGGGAUGAACCCACCCAGGGUAGGAAAGAGUCUGUUGGUACUAGAUGUGGACUACACAUUGUUUGAUCACAAGUCAUGUGCCGAGACGGGACAAGAGCUCAUGAGGCCUUUUCUCCAUGAGUUCCUGACCUCGGCGUAUGAGGACUAUGACAUCGUCAUCUGGUCUGCCACGAGUAUGAAGUGGAUUGAUGCUAAAAUGAAAGAGCUGGGAGUGACAGACAACCCUAACUAUAAGAUCACCUUCAUGCUGGACAGUGCAGCCAUGAUCACCGUGCACACGCCUAAGAGGGGUGUAGUGGAGGUGAAGCCUCUUGGGGUGAUAUGGGGAAAGUACAGUGAGUUCUACAGCAAGAGGAACACCAUCAUGUUUGAUGACAUUGGCAGAAAUUUCCUCAUGAACCCACAGAACGGACUGAAGAUUCGUCCAUUCAUGAAAGCGCACUUAAACCGUGAGAAAGACAAAGAGCUCUUCAAACUCUCUCAGUAUCUUAAAGAGAUUGCCAAACUGGAGGACUUCUCAGGUCUCAACCAUAAGCACUGGGAGAGGUAUCGUGCGAAGAAACAAAGCCAGUGAGAGCAAUGUUGUGGAUGUGUGAAGGGAUGGUCAUUCCUCAACCAGGAACAGUGCUGGACACUCAAGCCCUCACAAAACUACUACUGCCUGUUUCUGACUGGGAGCUGUUUCCUGUUGUUUGGCUUUUUUAAAAACGUCUGUUCUUCCCUCAUCUAUGUCUUUCUCUGUUGACUUCAGUCUGGGAGACAGUAAAUACUAUACACCCAUCAGUACUCAGUUUACAUGCAAUGGUUUUUAUGUUAGGUUUCACCCAAUCGUUCUUUCAGAUUAGUGACUGUCAUCUGUAGCAAUGACACUUAACCUCCAGAGUUAUACGAACAUGAGUUUGUUCUGUACUGAUAGUGUUCUUUAUUCUCUUUCUCUCCUCUCCCCCUGGCUCUCUCCUCUUUCCCCCUGGCUCUCUCCUCUUUCCCCCUGGCGGCUCUCUUCUGGCUCUCUCCUCUAUGACACCACCAUACCAAGUAGAUGUAGUGAAGCUGGCACAGUCACUGAGUGAAGCUGGCACAGUCACUGAGUGAAGCUGGCACAGUCACUGAGUGAAGCUGGCACAGUCACUGAGUGAAGCUGGCACAGUCACUGAGUGAAGCUGGCACAGUCACUGAGUGAAGCUGGCACAGUCACUGAGUAAAGCUGGCACAGUCACUGAGUAAAGCUGGCACAGUCACUGAGUAAAGCUGGCACAGUCACUGAGUGAAGCUGGCACAGUCACUGAGUGUUACUGAGUGCACGGUUUGACACUGAGGCGUAUUAGGCCUUUAUUAGGAGUGUGACGUCCAUAUGCUGCUGGUCACAGAGGUCAUUUCAGAAGGAGACAGGUGAUGAAAUCCAUCAGGCAGUCUUUAGUUUUUCCUCAUUGUCUGUUGACAUCAGCUAUGCCUGGAAACCAAAUAUAUCUCUGCACCUGGUUACACUGUAUGUUUUUAUAUUACUCAUUUGACACAACUUUGAUUUGAACUGAACAUUUCUUUCAUAUUCUCAGGCAAUUGUUAGGUCCACUGAACCAAACAAUAGUUGUUGUAGUGGAGUGACUGAAAAUAAAUGGGGGAAAGGCACUUCGUUUUUUGUGUGUGGGGGGGGGGCAAUUAAAGGCAUUGUUUGGCAGACUCAGCCUAAGCGCUAGACACUAAAGUCAGAUCAGAGUUCUCCGGUUUUAUGAGGUUUAUUUGUAAAUAGAAUUGUAUAUUUUCAGUUGGAAGAAGGGAUAUGGUUCAGAGCAUCGAGUUAGACAGCUUUUUAUCCCUUACUAGUUUUCUCUUGAAAAGGAACAGCAAUUCAAUAUUUGAUUC